CACAAAAGUAUUCAAACUUCAGUCCGCGGUCCCCGACUGAGCUCCUCGGACACCGUUUCACAAAUCCUCACAAACAGGAUUGAUUUAGGAUUAACACUCAAACGCACUGGUUUUGUCAGAAAAAACACCGCGUUUAAAACCAAUUGUUUUUAUUUAGAGAGAGGCAAAUUUUUAACUAGAGCUUAUUUUUAUAUUUAUCGUCUUAACGCUUUGUUCUACGAUACCAUAUACAGUCAUCUAGGCGCUAUUUUUAAGUGCCCUUGGCAAGCGCGUGCCCGGCUACUUCAGCGACUGCCUCAGUGAACUUUUUAGUUACAAGCGGAGCCUGUGCCAACUAAUGGUGUGCGUGUUUGCCUAUUGUUUUUUUAAAAGCUUCACGUCUUAACAUAGCCAUGAACUAGGUAUAGAAGAAGAAUUGUGUUUAAACCUGCUGUUUUUAUUCGAACAUCUUUUCAAAGUGAAUAAAAUAAAAACAAGGGCGACUACAGCUGGACAAAGCUGACGUGCUAUUAUUUCUGCACUUUGAUUAUUUGGUUUCUGAGAGUCGUGUGUUGAUCCGGGUUUUAAGGAUGGCUGUUCACAACGCCGUAUCGAGAAUUUCGGAAAAGCUGCUGUUCUUUAUGUUUUUGGUUCUGGUUCGUUCAGUUUUGUGCCAUGCUUUUGCUGAAGAGUUCACCUCAGGAUCUGUUAUUCUGGAGCCUCUGGACGCAUUGAGAAGAUACGUGGAGUCCAUUGUUGGCACACAUGCAAUUAAGAUGUGUCUUGAGAAUGCUGUCUUGUACCUUGACUCAGUGUUUGGCCCAGAGAACAUCUAUUCCUUUGCUAUGUUUGUCGAAAUGGUGCUGCAGUUUGUAGCAGAAGGAGCCGCCAGUGGACUGAAUGUCAUUGCUGUGUAUGUGUCUGAGAUCCUCCGAGCUACUGGAGCGAAUGAGAUAGUAUCGAUCCCUCAUUUCACCGCUGAGGGUGUAUCUGCGGUGACCAAGUGGGCUCUGCUGGCUCUGCUUGGCUACUAUCUGCUGUACUUCCUGCUGCGGAUCACCGUGGGCCUCGUAAGGCGAGUGUUUUGGCUUGUCAAGCCAGUCGUGGUAGCGUGGGUGUUUGUGCGGAUCGUCAGUGACCCCAUCGCCUCACCUGAAGUCACCACAAUGAGACUGAUUCUGCUGGUGCUCAUCUGCGCCGUGUUCGCAGUCGCAACGAGCAGCGGUGGAGGCAGAAACGGGAGCCUAGAGAGCCGAAUCAGCAAACUGGAGGGACAAGUCAAUGGGACGGAAAAGAAAACAAGGCAGUGACGAGCAGCUCAUAUCAAGUAGGCUAUAUAUAUAUAUAUAUAUAUAUAUAUAUAUAUAUAUAUAUAUAUAUAUAUAUAUUUAUAUAUAUGGACUCACAAUAACAGAAAGAUGAGGACUCAGGGAUGACAUGCUAAGCGUUUGAUGCAACUCUGAACAGCCUUAAGAGAAUUUCUGUCUGAUUUCGACCAGUUCUCUCCUGCUUUGAGUGUAUUUGAUAUCUCAUAUUUUGUUUUUACUAAAUGUCAAGUAUGAAAACGAAACCUCAUCUGACAGCUCUGUGAAUGUCAUGUGGUACAAUUAAAGUUAUCCUUGAGUGUU
Messenger RNA from Danio aesculapii, 1607 nucleotides. RefSeq lists its product as uncharacterized. Gene Ontology annotation, biological process: cellular response to gamma radiation; intrinsic apoptotic signaling pathway in response to DNA damage by p53 class mediator. The record is from RefSeq and is a predicted model, not a curated record. The transcript has 4 exons. Bases 570 to 1289 code for a protein of 239 amino acids. NCBI's taxonomy places the organism in Eukaryota, Metazoa, Chordata, Actinopteri, Cypriniformes, Danionidae.